AUGCAGAAAGUCAGCAAAAAAAGCCUGAUGCAGGUGAAGGUAACCGAAAGAAGAACGGAUCGGAUCAGUGAUUUACCUGAUGAAAUCCUUUGCAAGAUUCUUUCUUCUCUUCCAUCCCAUUCUGCAAUACGAACCAGCAUUUUGUCAUCAAGAUUUAGGUACCUUUGGAGGUCAGUCCGCAUUCUUGAUUUCAGGGACAAUCUAAGUCCAGCAAAGACCUUUGAGAAAUUCUUGGACAAAGCCUUGAGUAACCAUGAAGAAUUGCAUAGGCUUCGGACGUUUCGUCUCAGGUGUUAUGACCCCAGCUAUAGCGUAACCAAGAUGUCUAACUGGAUUCUCUCUGCAACUGCAAGUGUGUCUACUCUUGAGGAGCUUGAUAUCUACGUAAAUAACGUUCAUAAGAUUCAUUAUGUUAAUUUACCUUGUAUACUUUUUUCGUGCCAAAGACUGAAAUCUCUAAAAUUGGCUGGUUGUAACAUAGUUGAUAGCAUCCCUGCUGACGUGGUGUUUCCAUGUCUUAAGACCCUCAAGCUUGUAUCAAUCUCUAUCUUGGAUGAUAACCUUUUCAACAAGCUUCUCUCUGCUUUCCCUGUGCUUGAAAGGUUCCAUAUAGAAGAUUGCCUCAAGGGAUCAGGACUACAUGUAAAAUAUCUUAGAGGUUCUAUGAUACAAGGUGAUUGUCAGAAUAACCUAUUGUCCCUAGAUGCAGCAAGCAUCAAUGUCACUGAGCCUAAUAGGGCUUCCACCUCCAAGCUCUUGACGACCAUCUAUAACAAGGUAAAGCAGCUGGAGAUAUACGAAGACAAUAUGUUGCUGAGCCUUGGACUUAUCAGGGAACAUGAGAAUCCACCUCUUUUCCAGAAUUUGGCACAUCUUGUGGUUGAAGUUGAUUAUAUGUAUGACUGUCAAGCUUUGCGUCUCUUGCUAGACCAUUCACCUAAUUUGACUUCCUUGGUGUUGGAAAAGAAAUUUCCAUAUAAACUGGUUCGCAACGACAGGUGGAAUGCACCGCCCGCUGCUUGUUUGUCAUGCAACCUUGAGACAGUUCAGAUUAAUAGAUUUCGCAAGAAAGAUGCGGAAGUUGUGAAAUACUUUUUGAGGAAUGGAUUGGCAUUGAAGAAGCUGGUUGUAUGCAGUGCAAGAGCUGUAAGCAGUAAAGUAAUAGCAAGCAUUCUCGAUGCACCAAGGGGUUCAAGUCAAUGUCAAAUAGAAUAUCAUUUACCUGUAUCCUCAUUGAAUAAUGAAAAGCAUUAG
Theobroma umbraticum is the source of this 1254-nucleotide messenger RNA. RefSeq names its product F-box/LRR-repeat protein 13-like. NCBI's taxonomy places the organism in Eukaryota, Viridiplantae, Streptophyta, Magnoliopsida, Malvales, Malvaceae. The record is from RefSeq and is a predicted model, not a curated record. Gene Ontology annotation, molecular function: protein binding.